GGCCAAGGCAGGGGCGGGGCUUGGAGGAGGAGGAGGAGCCACGUGGCGGCGAGGAGGAGGAGGAGGGCGGAAGAGCAGUGCCCCCCGGCACCUGUUUCUGAGCAAUGUCCUCCAAGGCAAAGAAGCGGGUGGUGCUUCCCACACGCCCGGAGCCUCCCAACACCGACCAGAUCCUGGAGGAUGUCCGGCGGGCCCAACCCAACGAUCCAGUCUUUGUCCUCCUGGCGGAACCCAGUGAAGACUUGCCCGCCCCGGCCAAGAACGAAGACCCUGAGGCCAAGAGGGAGCGCCUCUACCGGCUGACCCAGUCCUACGUGGAGAUGAACCACCGCUUGCAGAAAGCCUGCAGCCUGCUCAAGGAGAAGUGCGAGGAGCUCAAGCUGGCCGGAGCCACCCUGGAGCAGGGCAUAUUGGAGAUGAAGCAGAGGGCCUUGUGAGACCCCCGGAGCCCUCCAGGUGGGAGAGCAGGUGGGAGGCUGGCGUCCGGAGAGCAGUGCCUCUUGGCUGUCAUGUGCUUGAGCUACGGACUUGUGUGACACUUGUACGUUUCUUCCGAACCUCACGCAUGCGUAAGCUACACAUCUCGACGCUGUGUAUGUUUCUUUCCCCCCCCCAUUUUGUGACAAUGUGCCCCAACCCAGCCGCUGCCGUGAGCCUCGCAAAAGCCGAAAGGUCCUAGCCCUGUCUCCCCCCCCCCCGAGAUGCUGGGUUGCGCAGAGAGGCUGCUCCGGUUUUCACCUUCGUGGCGUUUGCUCUCCGUGCCGCACAGGUCCUUGGGGGCUGUGCACCCCUUCUCCCCUUUUUGCAUAGACUUCAAACGAAAUGCCUCAGUUGACAAAAGAAAAGCUGACGUUUCCCAAAGUUUCUCGCCCUCCGGACUCAGACAAGUGAACUCGGCGGGGGGAGGGGGGGCAGCUUCCCGGUUUGGCCAAAGGCUCCGGCAGCGGCUGCGAUGGCCGUGACGUCCCCCGCCUCCUGCAGAUUCCUCUUCGAUUUCUCCCUCUGGUACUGCGUGGAAGACGACCACAUCGCCACCUCCAUCGGCGAGACCCUCACCCAGCAAGGUUUCCGGGGUUAUAUCGAGCACCAGGAUCAAGUGGCGGGGAGGUCUGUCGUCGCUUCGGCGGCCGAGGUGGUGGAAACCAGCCGGGUGGCCAUCGUGCUCCUGACGGCCCGCUCGGUGGCCGACCCGUGGUGCCAGCGUGUGGCAGAGUGGAACCUCCUUCGCACGAUAGAGCAGGAGGGAACCAAAGUCAUCCCGGUGUACGUGGACGUCAGCCGCGACGACGUGCCCUUAGCUUUAAGACACCUGAACGGACUCGACUACGGCAGCGGCUUCUUCCGGGAGAGGCUGGUGCAGAGCGUGCGGAAGGCCAGGCCAUGGAGGAGGGCCCCGUGUCCCGCUGCCGCCACUAACGCUAAGAGCAGAGUCCGCUUCUGACCCCGCUGGGUAGCUGCAUGGCAGGAGGCGUGGGGCGGGUGUGAGCAGGGCGGUUUCAUUUCGGGCCCGGGCCCGAUCGGAAGCGGUUUGUGUUGGAUUUGUUUGGUGUUUUUGACGUAGGUCUCCAUUGUGACAUUGGUCGGUAACUGUGAACAGAUCCCAGUAGAUUUGUGCCUAGAACUGAAUCCAUAAGAAGGUUUGACAGAAACAAACCCAAGGGUGGUUGGUGGGGUGUGUCGGGACAAGGAAAAGGAGGGUUCAUCAUGUGUUAUCUGGUUAGUGGGAGUUUAGCAUCAAGAGAAAAUCCAGGUCCGGAGGCUGCUGAUAAUCAUACGGUUCAUUUAAGGGAGAAUCUUAUUAAAAAGCAGUUUUCGGACAA
Molecule: messenger RNA, 1820 nt
Organism: Heteronotia binoei (common prickly gecko)
Lineage: Eukaryota; Metazoa; Chordata; Lepidosauria; Squamata; Gekkonidae
Gene: C2H19orf25
Product: chromosome 2 C19orf25 homolog
Exons: 3
Coding region: 105-437 (110 amino acids)
Source: RefSeq, a predicted model, not a curated record